Molecule: messenger RNA, 1830 nt
Organism: Ipomoea triloba (trilobed morning glory)
Lineage: Eukaryota; Viridiplantae; Streptophyta; Magnoliopsida; Solanales; Convolvulaceae
Exons: 5
Coding region: 749-1606 (285 amino acids)
Source: RefSeq, a predicted model, not a curated record
GUGGGUUUAGCAUUACUCAUAUCCAUAUUCCGUAUAAGCUAUCCAAUUCGUAGUGAGCAGAGGCAGGGACACCGGACACAGACCAAAUCCUGCCGGCCGUGGCUUGAACGGCGGAGUCGCAACCGCAGGCCAUCAGUAUACCGGUGAGCGCAACUCAUCUUUGCUCUUGUUCUUCUUCAUAUUCGCUACUGAAUUAUCCAGGCUUGUUAGCUUGUAUGAGGGAAUUCAAUUACUUGACUUUCUAGCUCUCUGCUUCUAACUCGUGAUGCUGAAAAUAAUUGGAGAUGAGCAACUUCUCUGUCUGCUUCAAAUUGGAUUGCAUUGCGCUCAAUUACUAUUUUAAGUGUUCGUUUUUGAAAUAGGAAUCCUUUUAAUUUGAUUUCGGUCUUGAAUGUUUACGCGGGAGGAGAAAUUUAUUGCAAUACGCUAAUUUGGAGUCACUGACUGUGAAAAGUGUUUGUUGUAAAUCAAUAAAGGAAUGAACUAAUAGCUGGUACACUGGAUGGGUACGGAAAUGGGGAUUGAACUCCAUUCCCGCCCUACUAUAGAGUAUAGGAUGAGGACGAGUAGGAAAUCCAGGUUCCAGGGACCGGUAUAGGGUUGUAUUUGUUGGAUAGACCAAAAUUCUGCUUAAAUGUAUAACUCAUUCUGAGAUCUCAUGAGUUGAGGGUUCAUCAGAUAAUUUUGUAGAUCCUCUAAGGAGUUUGAUGUGUGUAUGUGGAGGAGAGGCAGAUAGGUGAAGCCAGCUAUGGCCUUGUUGAGUCGGAGUUUGGGCUUUCUCGGUGCUUUACCAUCCCGUAAUCAUACGAGUUCAUUUCACACAGAAUCGAGGGGCCCUAACAAUAUUGCCUUUAAGGUAGCAUAUCCUUUUACUAGACAAGGUAGUGGAGGCUGUUCCACUUCGCAUUCCUUCAAAUUGGCAUCCCUUGGCAAUGGAGUUGAUGGAAUCACAGAUAUUAUCCACAACAAGGUUUUGAUAGCUGCUGCUCUUUCUGCGGCAAUUGGACAACUUUCCAAACCUUUUACAUCAGCUAUAUUUUAUGGCAAUGAUUUUGAUAUUAGGACAGCCUUUCAGGCUGGAGGAUUCCCUUCCACACACUCUUCUACCGUUGUUGCCACAGCCACCUCCAUUGGCCUUGAAAGAGGUUUCUCUGACGCAGUAUUCGGGUUAGCAGUUGUUUAUGCUGGCCUUGUCAUGUAUGAUGCGCAGGGUGUUCGGAGGGAAGUUGGCAUCCAUGCAAAAGUGUUAAAUCAGCUUUUAUCUGAGACGUGUUUAAAUACAAGUUCCUCACACAAUGGUGCUGCUGUUUCGACUGACAAUUCACAAGAAAAAUCACCUUCAAAUGUACAGAUUCUUGAACCCUCCAUGUCCGAAGAAUUGAAUUCUUUCGAACCAGAAUUGAAGAAGAAUGCAGCUCUGUUUCUUAAACCCGAUAACCAGAAAACCCCGAUGUCAAUCUCGCAGAACAUGGCCUCUGAUGCAGAAGACAGAUCAAAACCGUUAAGGUAUACUCAGCUGAAAGAAUCUAUAGGCCACACAGAGAUCCAAGUCAUCGCUGGUGCUUUGCUGGGAUUCUUAGUUAGUUUAGCUGUUUGUAUGGUAUGACCAAUACUUCCCUUCAGUUCUUAGCGUCAAUGUACUUCAAAUUCUAUACUAAUGUACAACAAUGGAUCCCAACAUUAUACCAAAUUGAUGUAGAACAAGACUGGAAAGAAGGCUAAAGAUGGAGAAUAGCAAUUGAGACAAGCAAAUAUUUGGUCUUGUGUUUUGUUAUUUGCAGAUUUGACCACUUCGGUCAAAAUACUAUAGGAAUGGUUUGGUUUGGCUAA